AUGAAGAUUGGAGUUUCCCGGGUUAAACUCUACUUGUUAGCUGAAGAUCUUUGGGACGUUGUGGAAGCCACCACUGAACCUCCUAAAUCAGAAGAUGGUGAAGCUGAGUUUAAGGCGUGGAGGAAGAAAGAUGCCAAGGCUUUAAUUCUAAUCCAGAAUUAUUGCGGGUCUGCUAAUUACUCUUUAAUCUUGGGCACUAAGACCGCCAAAGCUGCCUGGGAAUCUUUGGCCGAAAAUCUAAAGCCAGCUCUAGGACCUGAAGGCGAUGCCAAUGACUUGUACAUGCCUUUCUUCCAAACUUUGUUAGACAAUGAUUGGGAUGCUGCCAUGGAGUAUGUUAGGCAACAUCCUGAGAAACUAAAUGCGACCUUUGAACAAUUAGACAAUGGGACAGCUCUUCAUUUCGUAGUCUCAAACGGGAGGUUUGAAAUUGCAAAAGAGUUGGUGCAGCUAAUGAGCGAGGAAGACUUAGAAAUACUAGACUCUAUUGGUCGAACAGCUCUACAUUUAGCUUUAUUACAUCGAGGAGAUUCCCAUGAAAUAGUUAAGUUCAUGGUUGAAAAGAACAAGAAAUUACUUAGCAUUCGUUUUAACAAUGAUGAAAUUGCAAUUCCAUUUGUCUUGGCGACUAUAUAUAUAGAAGGAAGGGUAGCAGUGUCUCAGUAUCUCUAUUCUGCCUCUCCACUGGAAACUCUGGAGGACCUUGCCUAUGCCGGUGUAGUUAUGUCUGCGUGUGUGGUGAAAAGCCGAUAUGGUAGGUAUAAAUACCCUUCUGUUUGUGCUGCACUUUAG
Messenger RNA from Prunus persica (peach), 792 nucleotides. RefSeq lists its product as uncharacterized. Gene Ontology annotation, molecular function: protein binding. The coding region runs from base 1 to 792 and encodes 263 amino acids. The transcript is spliced from 2 exons. Lineage: Eukaryota; Viridiplantae; Streptophyta; Magnoliopsida; Rosales; Rosaceae. The record is from RefSeq and is a predicted model, not a curated record.